Messenger RNA from Clunio marinus, 291 nucleotides. Lineage: Eukaryota; Metazoa; Arthropoda; Insecta; Diptera; Chironomidae. The record is from the annotation of a GenBank genome assembly.
AUGAUGAUGGAGACGAUAUUGAUGUUGAAGAAAUCAAGGAAGAAUCAAGGAAGAAUAAGUUCUGAAAGUGCUGUAAAAAUGUGUGCAGAUAAUUUAUUUUAUGUCAGUCGUGCAAACAUCUUCUCAAUUUACCCAAAGAUACUUCAGAAAAUGGUUAUUAUCGAUGAUAUGGCUUAUAACCCUGAGAAGAUGUCAAUUGCGCUUCCGAGUGACUUCGAGUGGCAACUGAAGUGUUACUUUCGGUUGUUAGAACAACAGAAGAAGCUCAACGCUCUUGACAAUAAAGUGUAA